This is a messenger RNA of Acipenser ruthenus (sterlet), 4685 nucleotides long. RefSeq names its product protein phosphatase 1 regulatory subunit 14B-like. Gene Ontology annotation, biological process: regulation of phosphorylation. NCBI's taxonomy places the organism in Eukaryota, Metazoa, Chordata, Actinopteri, Acipenseriformes, Acipenseridae. The coding region runs from base 164 to 529 and encodes 121 amino acids. The record is from RefSeq and is a predicted model, not a curated record. Gene Ontology annotation, molecular function: protein serine/threonine phosphatase inhibitor activity. The transcript has 4 exons. Gene Ontology annotation, cellular component: cytoplasm.
CUCUCUCUCUCUCUCUCUCUCUCACACACACACACACAAACCAACAGAGUCACGCACACAGACACAGGCAGCUUUUAUUACAACCCUCCACAGCGAGAACAGGGAGUAAGACAGAGGGAGAGAGAAGAAUUCCUCCACUUGUUUCCCUGAGGUUCAGGAAGGAAUGGCGGCAAACGCCAGUACCCAGCCCCGGGUUCUGUUCCAGACCUCCGAGAAGGUGGAAGAGGAGACCUCCCAGCGCAAACUGGGCAAGCUGACGGUCAAGUACAACCGCAAGGAUCUGCAGAGGAGGCUGGAUAUUGAAGAGUGGAUUGAUGGGCAACUGCACCUGCUUUACGACUGCGAGGAGGAAGAGAUUCCAGAGUUGGAAAUUGACAUAGAUGAACUGAUUGAACUUCCAGAUGAAGAGCAGCGAGCCAAGCUUCAGGAGCUUCUACAGGAGUGCGGCAAACCCAAAGAGGACUUUAUCAAUGGACUGCUGUAUCGAAUGAAAGGAGUUCGAAAGAUGUCAACAACUCAGAGGAAGUGACCCUGAAGGACGUUGGGGAGUGACAGCACCUUUUCUAGUUGUCUGGAUUUUAGUAUGUAAAUAUGUUCUUAACAGAACUAAUGUCUGUACAGGAAACUGUUCACGCAACAAUGGGUCAAUAUUAGACUGGACGAAAAUGGACUUCUGGACUUAUUCUGAAAUCUAUUUAUAUACAUUUGGACUUUUUGAAUCGUGUGCAAAAAUGACACAGUACCAGUGUUUUUUUUUAAUUUUUUUUUUUAAUUUUGUGAACUAAAACAAAUAAAAAAAAACCAAACAGAUGACCACUUUAUCAAUCAAAUAUUUAUAGAACCUUCUUUGUGUACUUACCUGCAAUUUAUAUUCUGUGGUGUUCAGAAAUAUUCACGCCUUCUAAUAAUUCCAAUGUUAUUCACCUGAGUAUGUGCAAUAAAUAUUGGUUUUGAUUAAAUGUUUUAGUUCUGGGGUGGAAAUAUCGAGGUUCCUGGUCCAUAGCCCAGACCACUUAUGGUUCUGAAUACAAUACUAGAUCAAAGAGGGAGGUGAAAAGAAGACAAUCUUCAAGUAUUGAGCAGUUGAACUGGUCUGUUGAGAGGACAGGCAAAAGAUUUCCCCCAGACUUUUCAUAAAGGCUUUUGAUGCCGCAGCAAGAAAAUGCAGGAAAAGCUGCUCACUUUUAUUAUUUGCCAACACAAAAUAAACAAACAGGUUCAGGCAUUUAAAGGGGUGACAAAGCUUUCCCUGCUCUCCAUCAGUUGAACUUCUGUCUUACUUUAACACACGGCUUGGAAACAGUAUGCUUUGGUAGCAUUUGUCAGUGCUGAAACCUCUUACUUAACGAAAGUCAUCCAACAGCCUAUAUAUGACACAUUAGACUUUCAUUUGUUAAUUGAUGAUUAAUUAACUAAGCAGUUAAGGACUUCCUUCUUGUGCUCCGCAUGCUCAAAUGAUUGGGGACUUCCAGCACACGCUUAAACAAUAAUUACAACACAAAUUAAACAGUAACAAAACACAACACUAUUUCCAACAGGAAACCUAUUUUACAGGGGGGUAGGCAGCUUGGUACAAGUCCCAUACAACUAGUGCACAGACUAUCGGACCACUGCCUCCUCAAGCCUGUGACCUGUGAUACGAGACGGAGGACCAUUAACCCUUUCACUGUUCUAUGAAAAGUCAGAGAGGAGCAAACCCAAUUUUAAUAAAGAUGAAUGGGAGUCACUUUUUCAUUACACAGAUAUGUUAUUGAAAGUAACUUGGGUAUGGGUAUUUGUAAAGGCUUGACAAAAGCGUCAAAAAGGCAGGAAAUCAGAUGACCAUUGAAAUAACAAUUUAACAAAAAUAAAGCAAACCAAAUGGUUUUUAACAAAUAAGAACAAUACAGCUGGACUUUUAGCAGCAACCCACUAGCAGUUCUUCCCAAGCCCCAACCUCUACAGGACUCAACAUACAGGCUAGUGGUAGCCUUUAAUAUCCAUCAUCCAUGAUGCCAAAUUAAACAAUUCCGUGAUUGAUUGGCCCUCCAUUCUAGCUACAUUCUCACAUGGCUGAUAUGGAGGGAGCCAGAAACCAAGUUACAUGCAGGGCCAGAGAUGUUUUCCUUAUUCCUGCUAAACUAGAAUAAAAUAAAACAACAAUAUGAUAGGGGACAACUCAUCCCACCACCCUGAGGAAGUCACUUAACCUCCUUGUGCUCCGUCUUUUUGUAAGUGACUCUGCAGCUGAUGCAUAGUUCACACACCCUAGUCUCUGUAAGUCACCUUGGAUAAAGGCGUCUGCUAAAUAAACAAAUAAUAAUAAUAAUAACCACAGUAUUAAAUAUAAAAUGAUCUUAUCUAAUAAUAUUCAUGUUUAGAUUCACUUUGUAUAAUUUUCUUUUUCAGUCAUCGCUAGGGUAACCAUAUGACUCCAUGCUCACUGGGACAAUUUGGGACAGUUCAGGCUUUCUAACUCACACCCCAAUGCAUUCUGGUAAGUGCAGUCCUGCUUCUCUUAAAGAAAAGAAACAAGUGAAAGGUACCUGAGACAGUAACACGUACCAGACUGCAUUGCAAUGUGAGUUGAAAAGCCUGGACUGUCCCAAACUGUCCCCGUGAACAUGGUGUCAUAUGGUAACCCUAGUCAUCACGUCCUGGUGACUGUUAAAACAAAGUUUUACAAGUUUAAAACAAGCCUGUUGGCCUCAAUAUAGCUCUCAGAAUCAGGUCAAACUUCCAAGUGUGUGUGUGGUACACAAGAGUGUAGCAAUUAACCUGUCCCCCUGCAACACUGCCCUUAGUGGAUGUGAGGAGUACCACAUGUAUUCUCUGAUUUGAUUCUUAUGAACACAAAGAUACAUUAGUUAAGAAAACUAAUACCAAGUUGCUCCUUAAGUAUUUAAUAACCUGGUAAAAGUGCAUUCAGCUCUCUGAAUGAUUGAUUGAGAAUAUGGUAUAGCCAACACUGGAUUUUAUAAUGAACAAUAACAUAUAUAUAUUUUUAUUUUCUAUUUACUUGAAGAAAAACAUCUUUACAAUCAAUAACAUGUGUUUUACAGCUUUGCCAGAAACAAACUGAAUUCCAGGUUCACAUACCAGUAAUGAUAAGGGUUCAACACAAAUCCCAGACACCUGCAAGUGGGAUACAAGGAAGUGUUGAAGUUCAAUCAGUUUGUUUCUUUUAGUGUUACUGUAUGUACUACCCUAGAUUAGUUUAUAUUUAUGAUUGACCCUCAGAUACUUGAAUACAUCUGCUUUCAUUUUGCUCUCUUCUGUCAUCUUGCUUUAGUGAUAGUUUUUUUUUUUUUAACUAACUGAGAUUUGUUCCAUUUGAUAAAAUCAAAAUAGUUGUGUAUGGGGCUACAUCUACAGCAACUGAUGAUGCAUAUUGAUAACGAGGCACCUGUGGGUUCAUAACGAUAAAACAUUCAAUGGUAGAAUAUAUAGGAAUAAUAAAAGAAACUCUUACAGACGUUUUGAUAAGAAGAUGAAAACGUUAUUUUAGUAUUACUACAUACAUCCCGGGAGAUAAUUGUUUCACUCCGGUCACUUUGUUAUCCACCGCUGGGGAUGAAAUCCCUUUCGAAGUGAAUAUAGUGGAGGCAGUCGUAACAUACAUGUAUGGACAAACAGACAGACAGACAAACAAGUAUGUAUGUCACACUUCAUAAUAUCUAAAGACCUGCUUAUCCAAUUAUGCUUAAACAGUUCAAUACUAAUUUGUAUUCUAUACUAUUCUGUACAGCAUAUAAUAUAUACAGCCAGGGUGAAGGAUUUAUGUUACUGACAUACUUGUUUUAAGGAGCAUUUUUGUUGGUUUAUCUUAAACUGCAGAACUAUGCUCAACACUGGCUGGAGCAAGUGGUGGUUUCUAGCCCAGCUUCAUAGAAGCAUUCUGUGCUGAUAAUCAUGAGGUUUGAAUGCUCUUAACUUGAGAAAUCCUCAUGAAGGUGAACUUCCCCUUGUCAAUGAACAGUGCGAGACAGACACAAGACAACCUCUGUAUCUGUGUAUCAUGUGCUGUUCGGACAGCUUCAGAAUAGCACAGCAUGGUAGCACCAGCCACCUCUUGUCUAGUUCUGCUGUAAACAAGGCCAUUCUAGCAAGCACUGGAUUUGCCUGAGGCUGCACAUUAAUGUGAACUAUGUUGCUAUUUGUAUGCGUUUGGCUGUAAAACUCUAAAUAUGUGACCACGUAAUCCCCACCCUAUGGAGCUUUAGUAACUGCUGUGCAAGAAACUGUAAAACAUUAGCUUUAUAUAGUUACACAACACCAGACAGUAAAAAUGACGGGCAUGUUGAUGAUUAUGACAAUAUCCCAAUUAAAUAAACUAAUUAUAAAAGGGCUUUGUGCCUUGUACUGUUUUGCAAUGUAAUUUUAGAGCUAAUGUUUAUUCCUUUAUACUUAUAUGACCGUAGUUGCUUCAGAAAAAAACAAACAUCUUAUAUUUAAGAUGUUUGAUAUUUCUGAGAUAUGUCAUGAGUUAACCUUUGAUCUUUAUCCUUUCUGAUUUGCUAUCAUUCCAAAAGCAUGAACUAGAUUCUGUAGGUUUUAUUAAUGCCAUGACAGGUUGAAUAUGCAACAUUGUGAGUCUUUAAAGGCCCCUGAUUAAUAUUGUAGUGCUGUAUUAAAUCCUGUAAGACAGGGGCUCAAAGUGCGUCAUGUUUUCUGUGAGACAAUAAAGCUCAGAACUCCAGUAACAA